CAACACCAGACAUAGACGAGGAAAUAAAGCAAAGUGAUCCAUUGAACCAGAGUGUUUGCCCUCUCAUAAUUACAUCGAGCUUUUCCCUUUUUUCACCCUCCCCCUGCUUCUUUUUUUUUUUUCAUCACUCUUUGAGACUUCGGGGCUAGUGGUAAUUAGCCAGAAGAGAAUAAAACCAGCUGAUCGGGAGAGGGGUGGUGCAUUUUGGAGCGAGAUGGCUAACAGAAACAUUCUGUUGCUCUUCUGUGGACUCUUCCUCUUAGCACUGAUUCAACCCUCUCUUCAAGGAGGUGUGUAUCUACCACCUGGUGCUGGGUUAGGACCAGGAGGCGGUGGAACAGGAACUGGAUUCUUUCCAGGGGCUGCUGGAGGGUUCCCUGCGGGCUAUAAACCAGCUAAAGCUGCAGGAGGUUAUGCAGGAGGAGGUGGAGGCCGAGGCGUAUUCGUGCCAGGGGCAGGUGGCCAGGUCAUUGCAGGAUUGCCAGCAGGACAAGGUGGAAAGGCCCCUAAACCAGGAUAUGGAAAUCUAGGAGGUGGCGGCCUGGGGCCUGGAGGCUAUGGAGGAGGUGGCUACGGGGGCUACUAUCCGGGAGCUGGAUCAAAGGCUGCUAAAAGCGGGGUUGGAGGACCAGGAGGAGGUCCUGGAGUCACUGGAACUGGACCCGGACUGCCUGGUGGAGCACCUGUUAUUCCUCAGACCGGCCUUCCUGGAGGUGGUGGCGCAGGAAAAAAAGCUGCCAAAGUGCCAGGUGUGGGUGUACCUGGCCUUUAUCAAGGUGGACUGGUGCCUGGACAAGGGUUUGGUGGACGUGGAGUUCUGCCUGGAGUGCCCACUGGGUCUCAACUCAGUCCCAAAUCAAUUGCAGGAGGAGGAGGAGGACAGCAAGGUGUCCGUGGGUAUGGGGGACCAAUGCAGCCAGGAGUGUUCCAUGGAUACCCCCUCAAAUCACCCAAAGUGCAAGGUGCCUAUGGAGCAAAAACUGCAGGUGGAAAACUUGCGUAUGGUUAUGGCGGCUUUAAUGUUGCACCUGGACUGCCAGGAGUGCAAGGUGGCCCUGGGUCGAAGCCAGGAUAUCCUGUUGGAACUGGAGUGGGACUUGGGGUCAUUUCACCUGGUCAGGCUGGUACUGGAGGCUUUGGAGCUGGUGGUGGUGGCUUUGGUGGCACUGGUGGACUGUAUCCAGGCCAGGUGUCAGGAGGGUAUGGAGCUGCUAAGGCUGCCAAAUAUGGAGUACCAGGAGGUGUACCUGGGGGAGUACCAGGAGGUGUACCUGGGGGAGUACCAGGAGGUGUACCUGGGGGAGUACCAGGAGGUGUACCUGGGGGAGUACCAGGAGGUGUACCUGGGGGAGUACCAGGAGGUGCACCGAUUGGAAGAGUUCCAGCCGUUGGUGGAUAUUCACCAGCAGCAAAAGCUGCUAAAUAUGGAACGGGAGGGCAAAUAGGCACAGGAGGGCAAAUAGGCACAGGAGGACAGCUAGGAACUGGAGGAGGAUAUUAUCCUGCAAGCAAAGCUGCCAAAUACGGGGGACAACUUGGAACUGGGCAACUUGGAACUGGGCAACUUGGAACUGGGCAACUUGGAACUGGGCAACUUGGAACUGGGCAACUUGGAACAGGGCAACUAGGAACAGGGCAACUAGGAACUGGAGGAGGAUAUUAUCCUGCAAGCAAAGCUGCUAAAUACGGAGGGCAACUAGGGACAGGAGGGCAACUAGGGACAGGAGGGCAACUAGGAACAGGAGGGCAACUUGGAACAGGAGGGCAAUUUGGAACAGGAGGAGCCUAUUAUCCUGCAAGCAAAGCUGCCAAAUACGGAGGGCAACUUGGAACAGGAGGGCAACUUGGAACAGGAGGGCAACUUGGAACAGGAGGGCAACUUGGAACAGGAGGAGCCUAUUAUCCUGCAAGCAAAGCUGCCAAAUACGGUCAAGGUGGUGGAGGGUUUAUUCCAGGUGUUCGUGGAGGUGGUGGAGGAGGAGGAGGUUUUUUACCAGGAUAUGGAUCUUUGGCAGCCAAACCUCCUAAAUAUGGAGUGCCAGGAGCAGGCCUAGGAGGAGGGGUUGUCCCAGGGGGAGCAGGACAGGUAGUCCCUGGUGGUGGAUUGGGUGGUUUUGGAGGUGGUGCUGGAGUCAAACCACCAAAGUAUGGAGUUCCUGGAGGAGCCGGAACAGGGCUAGGACCUGGAGGAGUACCUAUUGGAGGAUCAGGAGUUGCAGGUGGACCGUACUCCCCCGCCGCAAAAGCUGCUAAAUACGGAGUUGGCACUGGAGGUCUACCUGGAGGAUUUCCAGUUGGAGCAAAAGCACCAAAAUACAUAGUUCCAGGAGUGACUCCAUACACACCUGUCAGUUUUCCAAAUGGCUCUGUUGUACCUGGUCAAUUAGUUCCUGGAAAACCAGCAAAGGAUGUCAGUGGAACUCCUCAGCCAGAGCCCACUGAUAUUGCCACAACUGGCAAGACCCCAGAGGUCCCAGAUCCCAGUGUUUCUGGUGGAAUUCUUCAGCCUAGUCCUGGCACAGGUGUUGUUGGAACGGGAGUUGACGCUCCCGCUGGUGUUGACACUUCACGCCAAGUUCAACCUGGUCCUGGCGUUGGAACAGUUGGAAAAGCACCCAAACCAUUCAUACCAGGUACUGGCUAUCCUUAUGGAACACCUUAUGGAGUACCUUUAGGCACUGGACCCGGAACUGGACCCGGAACUGGGCCUGGAACUGGAACACUGCCUGGAGCGAAGCCUCUGAAACCUCCAGCUGUGGGUGGCGUUGGAGAGAGACCAGGAAUCCCACUGGCUGCAGGAGGUUAUCAAGGUGGAGUUGUGUAUCCUGGAGCUGCAGCUAAAGCCCCGAAACCAGGCUAUGGCAAUAUUGGAGGUGGUGGCGGAUACCAACAAGGUGUAGUUCCUGGUUACAGAGGAGGAUACCCCCAGCAGUACUACCAAGGAGCCGGAUUAAUGUUGAGACGCUAUUACCCAGGAUAUGUGCCAGCCCCGCUGACUCCUCAACAAGCCAAAGCAGCAAAGUACGGUGCUCUGCAGGGCUUCCUUGGUGGCGCAGGUGGAGGAGGAGGCGGAGGAUUCUAUAGAGGUGGCGUUGCAGGAUGCCAGGGCAAAUACUGUGGGAGGAGGAAGUAGAGGAUCUCUCGAGAUCCAGUGACCUCAAGAAACCAUGGUGCUACUGCAUGAUCGAGAAUGUACAUUUUAUAUGCAAAGCCCCAUUAGACAACCUGUAAAGAUGUUUGUUUUUACUUGACUUCAGUGUCUGUUUUUACACAAACCCACCGACCCAGAAUUUUGUACAUGUGACGUAUGUUAUUGACAGUGCCUUUAAUCAUUAACAAGUUCAAGUUAACCAGCUUUAAUUCUGUACCGCACCGGCCCACCAUGUGUCGCUGCGUCCGUGCACGCACGCCUGCACGUGGGUGUAUCGUUUGUUUGAAACUCUGUCUGUACCAUCGGCUGUCAAUGUGACCCACAAGUGAUUUCCCUUUCUGCUUUAAUCCUAAACUAAAUCAAGGUGAUCCGUCUCACUGGGCAGCACAGGGCUCGUCUGCUCCUCUCCAACCUGUCACAGGGGUGGGGUUGGUCAUAGCUAGGCCGAAAUCUGAUGAUAUCCAGCCAAUGUCAGUGCGGUUCCUGGCUCCCCAUUUUCUCUGCUGCCAUUUUUAGGCCUGCUGGGUAUAAAGCGGUGGUAACUGGGGCUCCAGCCAACCCAUCUGCUCUCAGCAACUUUGCUGAUUCUUGUUGCUGUGCAGUUCAGUUUUCUCAGCUUUUUUUGUGUUAAAUGUUGCCAAACACUUUCUGCUGAAGACAGUCAAAAAGCAGUGGGUUCAAAUAUCAAUCAGACACUGCUUGGUAUGUACGCGACGUGUAUGUGCGUGGUUGUUUCAUUAUGUGUCGUGUUUAAGUCGGCUUCAAAUGUUUAGUCUCAUUUACAUUUAUGUAACUGGUCAUUAUUCAAGAUUUGUUGCACCAUGAUUUGACUCAUAGCUUUUUUGUUAUCAGGAAUGUGUGAGCAUUAAAAAAAACAAUCCUUUGCUUUUGCAUUUAUUCACUGUUAUUAACUGUAAUACAGAUUAAUACUUUGUUUUAAUGGGAGUGCCGCUGUGUUUAUGUGAGGCACAAAAUCCCUGUUCUUUAUUUACUUGAGCUGCUUUAAAAAAACCAAAACCAAAGGCUUUACUGACCAAAGGUUCAUGAGCGCUGUUGCCAAGUGACCCCCAUCUCUUCCCGUAACUGUGUACUGUAUUUUGUACUAAUUUGAUGGCUUCAGUUCCUUCACUCGGUGCUGUGUAAGAACUGUCUUUGAGCCUCGCUGGGUCAGACCUUGUCUUAUGUGGCGUGGGAUACUCUUCAUCUUUAUUUAAAACUGUUUUUAUAAGGAGGAACAGUGUGGUUUUGCACUUUUUAUGUUUCCACGGCACACAUGUGACUUGUUCCCGGACAUCCCGGCAUUUUAUUUGCUUUAACAAAUAACAAAAUAAAAUGUGUUUAAAGAA
Messenger RNA from Pelmatolapia mariae (spotted tilapia), 4497 nucleotides. RefSeq names its product elastin a (gene elna). Bases 215 to 3133 code for a protein of 972 amino acids. The record is from RefSeq and is a predicted model, not a curated record. The transcript has 48 exons. Lineage: Eukaryota; Metazoa; Chordata; Actinopteri; Cichliformes; Cichlidae. Gene Ontology annotation, molecular function: extracellular matrix structural constituent.